This is a messenger RNA of Anopheles bellator, 4840 nucleotides long. RefSeq names its product E3 ubiquitin-protein ligase RNF167 (gene gzl). Lineage: Eukaryota; Metazoa; Arthropoda; Insecta; Diptera; Culicidae. Gene Ontology annotation, molecular function: zinc ion binding. Gene Ontology annotation, cellular component: nucleoplasm; cytoplasm. The record is from RefSeq and is a predicted model, not a curated record. The transcript is spliced from 9 exons. The coding region runs from base 1209 to 3044 and encodes 611 amino acids.
ACCGAAAAUUUUUCACCCCAUUCGCCGUCCUGCGAAAUCCAGUGUGGAAAUGUUUCGAUCGCAGCCACCAUUGGCUGGUCGCAGCUGGACGAGUGUUUUCCGCUCGCCUAAUCGUGACACAAACAUCGUGCAGAUCGUGAAAACCCGUGUUGCUAGGUGCAACUACGCGUUUCGCUAGGCCAGACAAUCAGGCAAUCCGCGUUGAGCAACGGGAACGGUGCUGCAUAGUGUUCUGUACGCAGUAGUGGGGGCAUAAUUUGAUGGUAGUGCACGCCCGUCACAAAGGGCACACGGGCGCACGGUAUGUGCACGCAAGUGGCCCCCGCUGUGUGGUGAGGGUAGUGGUGUCGUAGAUGGUUCCAAUGUUUUCAUCGCAAACCCACCAUGAUGGCCGCGGGUUCCAAGUGACUACGUUGCCCUUAACGUAAUUGCGUGCGCGCUCCUGCGUUCAUGAGUUUUCGCCAAAGUCCGAGACCAUUUUGUGCGCACAUUUCCGAUGAUUAUUGCCGAAAAAUUCCAUCCGCAAACGUUUACCAGGGCUAGGCGAACGGAGUGAGCAAAGUAUCCGUGAGUCUCGAGUGAGACAGUAGGCGUGAAGUGAAUGAUAAAAAACGGACACCCUGUGCGAAGGUGUUGCUGCUGCUGCUGUUGUUGUUUUGACUGCUGUGUCGGGCCAAAUAUUGUGCUCUUUAUGCUCGUAUCCGCAGUGUUUCAGCGUUCAACUAACCCCAUCGGGCCCGGGGGCUCCAUCGGAAGAGGCUUUCGGCUCAGCUAUCCAAUACAAAACUUUCGAUCAAUCCCUUAGCAAGUUCAGAAAUACGGUGUGACGGCUAACGACGAUUUUAUUACAAAACCACAUCAUUCCUCGCGGGACAAUAUCCUAUUGGCCGCCCUUCCCAGCAGACUGUGCUGCUAUAUCUUCCUUCUUUUUUGUACUAUCCCACCGUGUACCUUUUCUCAUUCUCCGCGACCCUCAGAGGACGCAGGAGAGCAGUCGAUCUCAUCGUACCUGAUAACAACAAGGAACUGAUUGGUCGAAACCGAUCCUCUACCGAAUGGCAGCGACCGCGCUCAUUGAUAGCUCAUCACUAGCGGCCUGCGGUCGUUCUUGGUAGAAUUUUAUUCAAAACAGCAGCAAAAACAUUUGAAUAACGGCGGAACAGUGCAUCUUGCUACGGGGAAAGUGGAAAAACGUUCAAAGUUAACGCAUGAUGGAGUUUACCGGCGGGCAUUAUCGCCCACCGUAUAGGCACCGAUCGAGGCUAACAACCGUGCUCCCGCGAAAACAUCACGCGCCCGUACUGCUGAUGACGAUCGUAAUGCUAGUGCUGCAACAACUCCCUUCCACUCAGGGCGAUAUACUCGUCUAUCAGGUGCAAAGUGAUCAGAUAAUCGAAGAGUUCCGUGACCUACCGGCGACAUUCGGAGGCAAUAUUCCGGACACGGGGUUGAAAAUGCUGGCAGACCGUGCCGAACCGGCAGACGGUUGCACCGUGAUGCGUCCACCGCCGAACAUUACCAGCAAGUUUGCAGUCGUUAUCGCACGAUACAACUGUUCAUUCGAGGAGAAGGUCCGGAAUGCCCAGCAGGCUGGCUAUGCCAUGGUCAUCGUGUAUAACGUGGGCAGUAAUGAUUUGGAGCACAUGUCAGCCAACCAUCCGCAAGAUCUGUUAAUACCGUCCGUUUUCGUGGGGCAAAACAGCGGGCGUGGCAUAAUCGAGAAUUAUCUGUAUGACCGUGACUACGCCCUCGUUAUCACUGACGAAAUUCCCUUCAACAUCAACAAUAAUCUGCUCAUCCCGUUCGCGGUCAUCGUAGGACUCUGCUUCCUCCUUAUGCGUUACUGGCAGGUGGUGUUCAUGAUCGUUCGAUGUAUCCGCGAACGGCGACGAUCGCUACGUCGUCGCCUUCCGAUCAGUGUACUGCGCAAGAUUGGUAUCGUCAAGUUCGCCAAGGGUAUGCACUACGAGAUUUGCGCCAUCUGUCUGGAAGAUUUCGUCGAAAACGAUCGGUUAAGGGUGCUCCCGUGCCGCCACGCUUAUCACGCACCGUGCAUCGACCCGUGGCUCACAAAAUCGCGACGUGUUUGUCCAAUUUGCAAACGAAAGGUUUUUGUGGGUGGCGAACGUCGUCGUAGGUCAUCGGCGUCGAGCAGUAGCAUGUCGUCUGACGCAGAUGAAACGAGACCACUGCUGACUGCAUCAGAAGCUGUUGCACCAUCAAACAACGCACUGGUCACGGCAGCUUCAGCCAGCGUCACUGCGGUCACUAAUUCCGCUUCAGAGAGUUUACCAGCAGUUGUGGCAGGGCCGACCACAUCUUCCAGCCGUUCGAGUAGACGAGAACGUGAAACGCUCACCUCGGCCUCAGUUCAGGGACGCUUGAGGGACCCUCGGAAUCCGACAACUAACUUGGUGAUACAGGCGCCCAGGAUAGAUGAUCCCGCACCACGACGAGCUGCAUCCGACGAAGACGACGAACUGCUGGAUGAUCAAAACGUGCAGCAACCUCCAGAAGGAUGGAUACCACCAAGCGGAAGGGUGGGCCCCGUGGACUACGCAGCGAUCGGCCACGAAGAAGAACUCUCCCGUUGGCAAAGAUUCAAAAGAUUUUUCACACGUUCGCACGAGGGAAGGCUGGAUGAAAGUAAUGGCAGCAAUGUGGUCGCUGGAACCCCAUCCGAUCAGCGGGCAACACCGCCCUCAGCCACGAGCAAUAGCAACAAUAUCCUUAAUGCACACCAUUCGGGUUCGUUCUACGCGCACGACGAUACGACAGAUGACGAAUUGCUCGAUCGCGUCCAACAAGAUGCGGCAAAACGGCGUCAAGUUCGGUCCGCUCCGAACAUGGCCUCAACGAGCGAUGGUGCGGGUACAUCGUCGCCACGCGUUGCAGUCGCCGCGUUGCCGAACGUGAACUUUGACCCGUCAACGGCUGGCGGUGGAAAUUGGAUGUCUCCAGUUCUUCCGUCUAGCACGUCGCGCCGCCAAAGUCGACCGAGAACACGUCGCCGCGACGGUCCCGGAGACGAUCACAUUGUGUAGAUAGCGCGAAACGACCGUGAUAGUGGAAGUUAAAAGGUGUUGAGGACGCCACUGACGUAACACAAGGUCUGUUAUUCGGUCAAACAUGAAGAAGGCUUGCAAAAAUGGCUUUUCGACUACUUUGGUUGUCCUUUUGGGGUGUGUUGUUGCAGCUCGGAUGCAACUCGUAAGAUGGACAGACAGAAAGAGGCACGAAGAUAGAGAGAGCGAUAGAGAAAGAGAGAGGGCGUGGAAGUGGGAAGAGGCAGUGAGAGGGAGUAAAGCAAAGCGAUCAUAUUGAUGUCGCUUAACGUGAUAUAUAAACUAAAUGCAUAAGAUUUUCAUGAUUUGGAGCGGCAAUGGAGGUUAGGUCUGGAACAACAAAACAUCUAGAGCAUUUCAUAUACACACAUUAACUCACAAGUCGACGACAUUCAUUCAAAAAUGUACUUUGGUUCGGCUCAUAGCCGUGAGAUGUGUCCAGCGAAUCAGGAACUAUUCUUUUGGUGUUAUGCUUCAUCUCCGGUUUGCUCCUAACAGACUGUGCUGAGAUAGAUUUGUGUGCGUAUGCUAUGUUUAUUGAUCGCAACCCUCGGAAAUAUCCCAGCAGAACCAUCGAUUUGGGAGAAUCUACAGGGACCCGAACCUCUCGCUUCACCGUUUGAUUCACCUUAUUACCUUUACAAGUAUAGUCAUUUGAUAGUGUUAUCUUUGUACUAAAAUAUUCUUUUUUCUUUUAUUUUACUUCAUGGAACUGAGUGAGCCUAAGAAAGGAAAGGUGGUUGAGAGGUAGAACACACCAAUUGAAAAAUAAUAAAUUGCCGUGUAGGCUUCUUUUGCUAACAUCGCCCAUAAUUUGUAUAUGUGUGUAAUUAGCAGAAAUAUUAGAAAUGGGUUGAACAGAAUGGCAGAAAGUAAUAAGGGAGAGUUAUCACGAAAAAAGGCAGGGACAGAAGCGGUGUCGUCGUGCUGUUGCGAAUAAUUCCCACACACUUACUUUUUUGUACGUAGCGUGGUGAUUUGAUAUCAGUAGCUGUAUUUGUUUGUCUACUAUUUACUAUCGCAGUUUCUCGUAGUAGUUGUAGCCAUUUACGUAAAACCAACCACACACGAGAGGAACAAUACUAAUACGUUGAGUGAUGCAAUCGGGAAGGAGUCUCUUUCAUUUUGAUGGACUUUUUCUUAUUUUAUUAACCAUUUCCGACCGGUUUUUGUGUCUAUCUAUCCUCUCGUUAUGUUUAUUAAGCGCAAAAAUGGCAGAAUAAACGUGCAGCGCGAAAGAACGUAAGCAAAUAUUCCAAACGUUGCAUUAAAACCAAACCGGCAGAGAUGUGUAUGCGUGUACCAUGUGUUUGGAUGAACCACAGACUCUGAAGCGACAGCGUAGGUUAUUGACUGUACGUUUUUAGUAUGAUAUUGGAAUCAGAAUCAGGACAUCGUGGGCAUGUCAUCGUACCGAUUACCGAUAAGGCACCUCUAUUGUGUAACCAAACAACAGUGUUAGCUAAGAAAUCGUCCACCACGACAAACGCGUUCCGGAAAGUAGAGAUAUUCGGGGGCCGCAAGCUGCCUCCCUCGUUGCCAUAGGAGGUAUUAUUAUUGCAGGUGAAGUAAGAGCAAAUUAAACAAAAACUCGUACUAUCUCGCCACGAUAGCCACAGUCACAGUAAAUGAAAAACGAUUAACAAUAAAACGAAACAGUAGUUGGAACAAUAAAUGCGCGUAAACAUGCGACAUCGGAAUGUAACUCUACCAGUCACGUGCUGAAAAGCGGUAAAAGAUUCGAAUUUUAUUUAUUUAUGCAAUGUGAGCAUCGA